This is a messenger RNA of Cuscuta campestris, 1284 nucleotides long. The record is from the annotation of a GenBank genome assembly. NCBI's taxonomy places the organism in Eukaryota, Viridiplantae, Streptophyta, Magnoliopsida, Solanales, Convolvulaceae.
CUGGGUUUGUCUGUUGACUCCUCAGUUUGUUCUUCUGCUGGUUAGGCACUGAAACUGAGCUCAGAUUCAACUUUCCACCAAACACCAAGUGGUGACUUCAUCAUUCUCUCCCGUCUUUUAUCAGUGCUGAUUUUCUUUUCACUUUCCGUAUUAUUCGAUGAUUUUGCUUUCUCGAUUCAUCGAUGCUUAGGUUUUUAUUUAACCCAAAUUCAUACUCCCUGAUGACUGCGGUUGAUUUAUUAUGAUGAAAAUAGCAGUUGCUGCUGCAGUUGGUGCCCUGGGGUGGGCUUAUGUAGCUCUAAUAAAGCCUCCCCCUCCCAAAGUUUGUGGGUCACCAUGUGGUCCUCCAGUGACGUCACCCAGGAUUAAACUCAGUGAUGGGAGACAUUUGGCUUACAGAGAGAGGGGUGUGUCCAAAGAAAAGGCCACCUACAAGAUCAUCAUUGUCCAUGGAUUAGAUAACUCUAAAGAUUUGGAGUUGCCUAUCUCACAAGAACUCAUAGAAGAGCUCCAGAUAUACCUCCUGUCAUAUGAUCGUGCAGGAUAUGGUGAGAGUGACCCGUAUCCAAGACGCACUAUAAAGAGUGAAGCAUUUGAUAUUCAAGAGCUGGCUGAUAAGUUGCAAUUAGGACCUAAAUUCUAUGUGCUUGGCAUGUCAAUGGGAGCAUGUGCUGUUUACAGCUGCCUAAAGUACAUACCCCAUAGGUUGGCCGGAGUUUCACUUGUCGUUCCAUUUGUCCACUACUGGUGGCCUCGUUUUCCUGCAAAAAUACUGAAAGAAGGCUUGCAAAGACACCUUUUACAAGACCAACGGACAUUUAGAGUGGCACAUUAUGCUCCAUGGCUGUUGCAUUGGUGGAUGAAUCAAAAAUGGGUUCCUUCAUUAAGUAUGUUGCAAGGCAACAUGGCUGUUUUCUGUCCCAAAGAUCUUGAAACUAUACAACAGCUAAUGGAAGCCCCUAAUGACAAUCAGGAAAGACUAAGGCAACAGGGACUUCAUGAAUCUUUGUACAGGGACAUGAUAAUGGGUUUUGGGGAUUGGCAAUUCAGUCCAUUGGAUUUACCCAAUCCAUUUCCCAAUAACGAGGGCUCCGUCCACAUCUGGCAAGGCCAGGAGGACCGAAUCAUCCCGUCGGUUAUCAAUAGCCAUAUCUCCGAGCAACUCCCAUGGAUUCAGUACCAUGAAGUUCCUAAUGCCGGGCAUCUCAUGAUUUUUGAUUCCCGUUUAUGUGAAUCCAUCUUCAGAACCCUAGUGGCGCCAUGAAAUGAAUAAACACGUGAUGA